Molecule: messenger RNA, 956 nt
Organism: Rhizopus microsporus ATCC 52813
Lineage: Eukaryota; Fungi; Mucoromycota; Mucoromycetes; Mucorales; Rhizopodaceae
Product: GTP-binding protein ypt5
Exons: 9
Coding region: 72-704 (210 amino acids)
Molecular function (GO): GTPase activity; GTP binding
Source: RefSeq, a predicted model, not a curated record
CUUUCUUCUUUUCUCUUUUUUUUUAUUUUUUUCUCAAUAAUCUUUAAACCCUUCUUUUAAUAAAAAGAAAAAUGGCUACUAAACCACAAAAUAAGACAUAUCAGUUUAAGCUUGUGCUUUUAGGUGAAUCUGCUGUUGGAAAGUCUAGCUUGGUAAUGCGUUUUGUAAAGGACCAUUUUGACGAAUACAGAGAAAGUACUAUUGGAGCUGCUUUCUUGGCACAGACUAUUUCAUUGGAUGAUAAUACGACAGUAAAGUUUGAAAUUUGGGACACAGCAGGACAAGAGAGAUAUAAGAGUUUGGCACCAAUGUAUUAUCGAAAUGCCAACUGUGCUGUUGUUGUUUACGAUAUCACACAAGCUUCAUCCUUGGAUAAAGCCAAAGCCUGGGUUAAUGAAUUGCAACGUCAAGCGGACCCUAAUAUCGUAAUUGCAUUAGCGGGUAAUAAAUCUGAUUUAGGAGCAAGAAGAGCUAUUGAAACAAAGACUGCUCAAGAAUAUGCAGAUGAAGCUGGAUUAUUAUUCUUUGAGACUUCCGCAAAGACAGCCGAGAAUGUACACGAAUUAUUCCAUGCUAUAGCCAAGAAAAUGCCACUUGAUCAAUUGGCUGAUGGUUCUCGUAAUGGCAGAAAUAAAAAUGGAUUGAAUGCUCGUGGUGUUGAUUUGGAAAAUGCAGGCAAUGCUGCUAAUGGUUGUGCCUGUUAAAUACAACCCUGUAGCCAUUCACAUAUUCCAUUUAAUUAAUGAUCAUUAUAACAACAUCAUAUCUAUACUCACACCACCCAGCUUACCUUACACACACACACACGCUCACCUAUAUAUCAAAUUCAAACACAUUUUUACAGCGAGAUAAUGUACUCUUAACUACCUUCUUUUUCUCCUCCCCUUUUCUUUUUCCCUACUUUGGUUUCUUUUUCCCCCUUUCCUUUUAUCUUUAUAAAGAAAAUAAAACAUCAU